Scomber japonicus (chub mackerel) is the source of this 3708-nucleotide messenger RNA. RefSeq names its product septin-7-like. The transcript has 13 exons. Gene Ontology annotation, cellular component: cell division site; septin complex; septin ring. The record is from RefSeq and is a predicted model, not a curated record. Gene Ontology annotation, molecular function: molecular adaptor activity; GTPase activity; GTP binding. The coding region runs from base 220 to 1509 and encodes 429 amino acids. Lineage: Eukaryota; Metazoa; Chordata; Actinopteri; Scombriformes; Scombridae. Gene Ontology annotation, biological process: cilium assembly; cytoskeleton-dependent cytokinesis.
UCUGCUACAUCUGGUAGUAGUAUCCGUCAGCGGCCAUAUGUAAUUUAACCUCAUUCAUUCAUUUUCAGAAACACUUUAGUUAUUUCUGUUUACACCAAACUACAUUUUCUUCGGGUGGACAGCUGCGUAUUUCCCUGUGCCCCGUCGUUCUUUUGGACGUUUAUCGGUUUAUGCCUCGGUGACUGUCCGUUGCAGGCUGGGUGGUGACAGCACAGUACAAUGAUCGAGCGACCAGAAACUGCGGUUGCCAGCAUCGCUCAGCGGAACCUGGAGGGCUAUGUGGGCUUCGCGAAUCUCCCCAACCAGGUGUACCGGAAGUCGGUCAAAAGAGGCUUCGAAUUCACAUUGAUGGUUGUAGGUGAAUCCGGUCUUGGUAAAUCAACACUCAUAAACUCCCUGUUCCUGACCGACUUGUACUCCAAGGAUUACCCGGGGCCGUCCCAGCGCAUCAAGAAGACUGUGCAGGUGGAGCAGUCCAAAGUGCUGAUCAAAGAAGGAGGGGUCCAGCUGACACUCACUAUUGUCGAUACACCCGGGUUUGGAGAUGCGGUGGACAACAGCAAUUGUUGGCAGCCUGUUAUAAACUACAUCGACAGUAAGUGCGAGGACUUCCUGAACGCAGAGUCGAGGGUCAACCGCAGAUCGAUGCCAGACAACAGAGUCCACUGCUGCCUAUACUUCAUCGCACCCUCUGGUCACGGACUGAAGCCACUGGACAUCGAGUUUAUGAAGAGACUCCAUGACAAAGUCAAUGUCAUUCCUCUUAUUGCAAAAGCCGACACUCUGACCCCAGAGGAGUGCCAGCUUUUUAAGAAACAGAUAAUGAAAGAGAUACAGGAGCACAAAAUCAAAAUUUAUGAAUUCCCAGACACAGAGGAUGACGAGGACAACAAGCUCAUCCGAAAGAUCAAGGAGAAGAUGCCACUGGCAGUGGUCGGCAGUAAUGUGGUAAUCGAGGUGAACGGGAAGAAGGUCAGAGGUCGUCAGUAUCCAUGGGGCGUGGCAGAAGUGGAGAAUGGGGAACACUGUGACUUCACCGUGCUACGCAACAUGCUCAUUAGGACCCAUAUGCAAGACCUUAAAGAUGUCACCAACAACGUCCACUACGAGAAUUACCGCAGUAAGAAACUUGCUGCCGUCACCUGUAAUGGAGUGGAUACUUCCAAGACCAAGGGACAGCUCACCAAGAGUCCCCUGGCACAGAUGGAGGAGGAGCGGAGGGAACACGUGAUGAAAAUGAAGAAGAUGGAAGCAGAGAUGGAGCAGGUCUUCGAAAUGAAGGUUAAAGAAAAGAAACAGAAACUGAAGGACUCAGAGGCUGAGCUGGAGCGACGCCACGAACAGAUGAAAAGGAACCUGGAGGCACAGUACAAAGAGCUGGAGGAGAAGAGACGAGUGUUUGAAGACGAGAAGGCCAACUGGGAAGCUCAGCAAAGAAUCCUGGAGCAGCAGAAACUGGACGCCUGCAAGACGAUGGAAAAGAACAAGAAGAAAGGAAAAAUCUUUUGAAGAGAGACGUGACCUGUUCUCAAUCUUUUUUUCUGUUCUUCAUCCCUCUCUGAAGUUCACAUCAACUGUGGCCCUCAGAACACACGAAUAAACCAGACAUAGUAUAACAUUCCUCUGUGUUACAUUUCACAUACACAACACACAUACACAUACACACCCACAGACACACACACACACAUAAGUAACUGACCACAGCAGCUCACAUGCUCGUCUCUCUGCAGGGUUAUUACUGUAUCUGCCGAGGCUGUUUUCAUUUUCCUGGGGGAAUGCAUGUGUUUGUGAAAUUCUAUUUUCCUAUUUUCCCCCUGACAAAGAGGAGAAAACCCUUGAGUUCCUCUGAGCUACGAGUUAACACAUGGCAGGGACCAUGCAUAGCCAUUUGUACACAUGUAGUAGUAUCUGUGUGUGUUCUCUAGAUAUUCAUAGAUCUGCAGAUAGAUCCCUGUCUUCUACACUCUUUCAUUUAUCAUUCUCAAACAUUUAACACAAGUGUGCGCACACUAUACCACUCAUAAGUCCUCAUAAGACCUCAUUGAGAGUGUGUGUUAGGAGAGGAGAAUUGUGAUUGAAGGUAUAAUGGUAUCAGUUGCAGCUGAGGAGGGACGAUAUGGGGAGAAGUCAGGUAGGAUUAAGGCCUGGUCACACCAGAAACCCUGACUUUGUGACAUAUUUGGUUUGGUUUAGCCAGUAAUCUUCUGUAGCUGGUGAGCUAACCGCUAACACACUAGCAGGACAGGAACAUGCUAGCGCUUUUUUGAGCUUCUAUUUUCUCUAUACUGUUGGUUUACCCAGAAUUGUACAUUUCAUUUAAGAGUUAUUGAAGAAGCCGGGGGGGGGGGGGCACUUUCACCUUUUUAAAUGCUGGUGUGACCGGGCCUGUAGAAAGGACUAAGAGUACAGAAGCAGGUGUGUGUAAGAGCAAGUGUGUUAUGGUAAAGGCUGUGUUUGAAGUCAUGGAUACAGUCUGAUUUAAAUUGCUUGGACAGAAGAAGUGAGAUAAGAAUUGAGUGUAACAGCAGCCAGAAUAUUGUCAUCGCAAUGUGUGUGUUUCCUGUUUGAGUAGAGGACAAUAUGCAAAAGCCUCAUCAGUGUCUACAACUUUACAGGUUUCAAUGAUUUUACAAAGAUGUUUUAUAUUGUAACGUGUGAAGUGAUGGGUGUUGUAAAAGACCUUGAACCCUGAUGUCCAGAUUUUUGUGAUAUUUUCUCUUUGGCUGCAAUGACCAAAGUGGACAAUUAAAAAGUGGAACUACUCCUUUAACUUUCUUUCCUCCCUGGAUUCUACAGAAAGCAAACUUUUCAGAGAAGUCUGCCAUAGCUUUAGCUCUGACUUCACUGUCAAAUAUUACACAUAGAAGCUUCCACACAAAACUAAACAUUACUCCUCUGCUUUCCUGAAUAUGUCCAGGUUGGAAGCAAAGCAGAGUCAGAAAGCUGCACACUGUGCAACAGGUUUGAACCUUUAAUAUACUUUUCCCAGAGUUGUCAUGUUUUAUUUUCAUAUGAUGAUGAUGAUAAUAGUAUGUGUACGGUUGAAGAAUGACUCCUUCUUUCCCUUGUAGUUUUUCUUAAAUAACUCAUAGAUGAAUCUGUUAUUUUAGUAUAGUUUUCCAGACUGCCUGCAGUCUUCAUGAUGCAUUUAAAACAACAUGCUAAAGGGACAAAAACCUUACACCUUCAGCACAGAAAAUAUUAGCUGUAUGGAUUUGUUCAUAUAUUGUGUACAUACUGGAGGCUGCUCAGUGGCCUUUUUUUUUCUUGAGGUUUUUUUGUUUGUGCUUUCAGAAUACUAUAUGCCAGGAAUAACAGCAGAACUUAAUGUGUAAAACAUGUCUUAAGAAUCAGUAAAUACAUUUCCAUGCAUUUAUACUCUCGCACACAUACAUAUUACAUAUAUCUAUGCCAAUGGUUACACCUUCUCAGGACCGCUCCGUUAUACUAGAUUUUCCCCGAGAAAAGCAAUUCUGUGGUCCGACAAGUUGUUUUUUUUUAAGUGACUGAGUUUUUCUUGCUUGUGAACCACUCGCCCUUCCAAUAACACCAAGUUAAGAUAGAUAUAAGUUUAGGUGGAAUUUUUUUGUAAUAUUUACUUUUUUUUAUAUAUGUACACUGUUUUCUGCUUCUCUUCUUUGUUUUAUCAAGUGUUCUGUCUCUAACUGUACAUGGUUAAUAUUAAAGUUGACAACGUUACGCUUUAAC